AUGUCAACCGAACCCACUGAGAGCAAUGAAAACGCCUCCCCUGAGGAGGAGGUUACUCAGGGAGAUUGGAACAUUUCAAAAGUGGAAUUGAAACGGAUUGAUGUAAUGACAGGAGAAGAGGAAGAAGAGAUUCUGUGGAAACAACGGGCCAAACUUUAUCGCUGGUCCGCUUCAAAAACAGAAGGCGAACCUGGCGAAUGGAAGGAACGAGGAAUAGGAGAUGCCAAGCUACUAAAACACAAAGAAAGUGGCAAAAUUAGGUUCCUUCUGAGGCAAGAGAAAACGCUCAAAAUUGUUGCUAAUCACUAUGUUCUUGGUCGUGAUAAUUUUUGUAUCCUAACACCUAACGCUGGAAGCGAUAAAAUAUGGGUCUGGACUACACCCAACACUUCUGAUGAUCAGACUCAGAUUGAACAGUUGGCCCUUAAGUUUGGCCAAAUAUCUCAAGCCGAGGAGUUUAAGAAAGAAUUUGAAAAUGCACUCAAGAUAAACAAGGAAAUUUUCGCUAAGGACCCUCCUGAGGAGAAUGAUGGCAAGGAUAGCUCCAAGGCUAAGGAUGAUAAGGACAAAGAAAGCAAGUGA
Messenger RNA from Babesia microti strain RI, 582 nucleotides. Its product is annotated as small monomeric GTPase. Gene Ontology annotation, cellular component: nuclear pore; cytoplasm. The transcript is spliced from 3 exons. The record is from RefSeq and is a predicted model, not a curated record. Gene Ontology annotation, biological process: intracellular transport. NCBI's taxonomy places the organism in Eukaryota, Apicomplexa, Aconoidasida, Piroplasmida, Babesiidae. Bases 1 to 582 code for a protein of 193 amino acids. Gene Ontology annotation, molecular function: GTPase activator activity.